CAAUUAAUUAAGAUAAUAUUCAGUCAGAAUGUCAUAAUUUAUAUAAUUAAUUGCUGACAUUUCCCUUCUUUUUUUAUUAGUAACUAUAAACUUGUAACUAAAAUAAUAAUUCCCUAGACAAAACUAAAUUCUAGUGACUUUUUUUCCAGUGCACAGUGACAUGAAUCAGCUGUUGUUGACAAUUUAUUUUCGACCUUUCACAAUAUAAAGAUUAUAAUUUGAAUUAAUAAAAACAUAUAUACUUAAAUAUUCACUACUUUUAUUUAAAAAACUGACAGGGUAUCAAAUAUUUAAAAAAAAAUAUUUGAAUUAUUUAUUUAAGAAAGUAAUUAUGAGUUUACAAUUAUAACCUUUAAUAUAAUUAUAAGAUGUUUAUUAUUUAAUUAGUGCUUUUAAUUUAUUUUUAAUUUUAAUUGUUAAUAAUAAUAAUAACAAUCAAUGGUCAACCGAAUUCCAGUGCCACAGGCAAAAUACGAAUUACUUACAACUGUACGGCAAACCAAUUGGAAAUCGCCAGUAGUGUGUCUAACUUUCGUGUUUAUAGUAGUCGGUACUCUAUUCGCGAUAAGAGUUUGUUCAGACAUUUUAACGCCGCGUAAUUUAGAAACCGGUCCAUUACUAGAAGUUAUAAUAACAACGGAAGAUGCCACGAUUGCUUCGUGGACACGCAGGGCUAGGAUGUACGCCGAAUCGUCGAAGGAAAACCAAAACGCAGACCGCAACACCACAAUUGUCACAUCAUCAUCAUCCUUUGGAAGCUCUCCAAGUAGCAAGAUACUGGUCUGCUACUACACCCUACCGAGAACCAUGAACACGACGAAGGAGCUCAGUCCAGCUCUCAUUGACCCUAAUAUUUGCACGCAUAUUAUCGUGGGUUUUGCGUCUGUGGUGAACUCUACCCUCAGUUUGGGCGCCAAUACAAAAAUUUAUUACGAAAUAUCUUCGUUAAAAAAGCUCCAGCCCAAACUGAAGGUCAUGAUUUCCGCUGGCGGAAUAAACGAGCUAACCCAAGGCUUUCCUGAGAUGGUCAAAACUCACGCUAACCGUAAAAAAUUUAUAAGAUCUGUCUUAAACAUAACCAAAGCCCUCAAUCUAGAUGGACUGGAUGUAGAUUGGGAAUUCCCAGCUUGGUUAGGCAACAAUGAGCGACAAAAAAUAUGGUUCGUUCAACUUCUCCAAGAGCUUCGCAAAGAAUUCGAUCGAUCUGGCAGAACAUUAAUUUUAUCGGCGGCAGUUGCUGCGCCCCCUGCUAUUGUCGACGAGAGUUACUUCGUCCCGAACAUUGCUGAGCACGUUGACUUUAUCAACCUAAUGGCUUACGAUUAUCAUUAUUAUGUAUGGUAUUUACCCGUAACUGGAUUGAAUGCCCCGCUCUAUCCCAGAUCGUCAGAAAUGGGCUACUCUGCGACACUUAACGUUAAUUAUUCAGCCCACUACUGGAUUUCCAAAGGAAUGCCAUGUGAUAAAAUAGUUGUUGGGAUUCCCACUUAUGGGCACUCGUAUCAGCUGGACAAUACAGAGAAUCAUGGAAUUAUGGCGCCCGCUAGAGGGUUCGGAAGACUCGGAGUCGAUGGUUUCGUGUUUUAUCCAAUGAUUUGUUGGUUACUUGGCAUCGGGGGUAAUAAAGUUUAUGACGAAGAAAGUCAAGCGCCUUAUGUUUAUAGAUAUGAUGAAUGGAUAUCUUAUGAAGAUGAAGCUAGCGUCACAGCAAAGGUUGAAUGGAUAAAAGCCAAUGAUUUCCGAGGUGCCAUGAUUUUUUCACUAAACACUGAUGAUUGGAGCGGAUCAUGUACAAACAUUGAUGGAACUACUAAUGAAACAUUCCCGCUGACACGUAUACUUGCUAAUAGUCUAUUUAGUACACAAAAUAGGUUAACCUCUCCGGGGUUAUAAUGCCAAAGUAAUUUAUUAAGGGCGUCAUUAGACAGUACCCAGUAUAUUUUAAAUUGAAAUCCAAUCGAUUAAUUGGAAAACUCCCACGAACAUUCCGAUUAACUGAUUGAAUUUCAGUAGGAUUCAAUCAGAGUUUUUAAUCAGACCUUUCAUAACCUUAGUAACAUUUUAUUAAUUAAUUAAAAAAAAAUUAAACCAUUAGUUUACAACAGAACAAUGUAAUUAUAAUUUCCCCAAGAUAGAUUUUACACAAAUUUACUUACAGUUCUAAAUCACCUGGGUAACGAAAUUUGUUAAAUAAAUUUUAACCUACAAAAUUUGGAAUUUCUAAUUGUAAUCUUGACAUGGAGAUUUUACUAGAAUUUAUUUAACAAAUCUUAUUAAACAGGUGAUUUAAAAUGACUAAGUAAUUUUUUACAAAUCUAUAUCCGGAUGAAAUUAUAAUUACGUUGUUCUUUUUAUAUUAACUGAUAGCUCUCUCAGAAAGUAAGUCACCGUCGAGCUCCGUCGGAAAUUUUCGGUUUGUAAUGAUAAUGUGUCGUAACGGCGUGAGAUCCAACUCGUUUUUUAAGGGUGGGGGUAAAAACCGACAGUGACUUACUGUCUGGAAAGACUUUACUUUAAUAUUUUUUUUAUCGUUAAGUCUGCAAAAGAAUGUGCUUUUCUUCCACCAAUUUUCUACAAUUAAGUCAUUACUACGCAUGCGCAUUAGUGCAAAAUCAUGGACUAUCAUAGCUCUAUAGCUAUAUAGUUCCAUACAACUAUUUGUCCCAAAAAAAGUUUGGGAUUUUGCCCGACCACAAUUAUUCCUUCUCUACCACAAUAUUUGGAUUUGCGCAUGCGCAGAGUAUCUUUUUCAGAAUAUUAUAAUAGAGAGGGAAAUGACAAUGGUGGGAAAAAUUCCCAAGCUUUUUCCGGGACGACUAUAAGUAGUGGGAGAAAAGCCCACUCUUUUGCAGACUCAACAACAAUUAAUAAAAUUUGAGUGAGGUUAUAACGGCUUAAGGUUAUGGGAGAAAUUAAAACAGUAGUGGUGAGGAGGGGGGGAGGUAUUGUCUUAGAAUACCUUCACAUAGUAUUACGCAAAUUCCAUAUUAAUAUUUACAAUUUAAUAGCAUUUGUUUACGUAAAUCUUGCUCAAUGUAGUAAAGAAUACUUGGAUUACUAAUAAACAUAAACAAUAAUAAUAAUUAUAAUGAUAAAGUGGAAAUUCAGGAUUAAAGAUUUACAUUUUAAUAUAUUAACUCAUUAACAAACAAUUGAAUAACUACGCACAUACUGCACUAAUUUGUUGAUUCAAAUAGACAAUUAAUUAAGUAUUUGAGAUAUUUAUAAAGUUUUAAAUGCAGUUUAAAAAAUAUACUAUACUAAAUGAAAAAAUAUAUAACUUAGUAAUUAAUAGAAAAAAAGUGAUUAAUAUCAUGCAAUACAAAGCAAUUAAAGAGGCUAUUAUUUAAAUCAAAUAAAUAAAUCAAUGGGUUGUAGUUUUAAUCAAAUUAAUUACUUAAUUAAGAUAUAUUAAAAAAAGUUGUUGAAUUAAUUUUAAAUGCUUGGAUGUUGAAUU
Microplitis mediator is the source of this 3457-nucleotide messenger RNA. Its product is annotated as chitinase-3-like protein 2. Lineage: Eukaryota; Metazoa; Arthropoda; Insecta; Hymenoptera; Braconidae. Gene Ontology annotation, cellular component: extracellular region. Gene Ontology annotation, biological process: chitin catabolic process; carbohydrate metabolic process. Bases 439 to 1893 code for a protein of 484 amino acids. The transcript is spliced from 4 exons. The record is from RefSeq and is a predicted model, not a curated record. Gene Ontology annotation, molecular function: chitin binding; chitinase activity.